UUAAAGUAGUGUUUGAUCCGUAGCGUUAGGCUAUUAAGCCUUGUUGUACUUGUAAUUUUCUUAGGUUAAGGGUGAAGGCUUACCGGCUUAACUAUCGAAAAUGUUUACCAAAAACCACCCAAAAAGUAAACGCUCGCUGAGACGCAUGGUUGCUAAAAAAACUCGUGAAGCAGAACUUUUGCUUACUUUUAAUAGCAGUUUUGAAGAAUCAGCUUCUAAUUCUCCAUAUCUGUCAUCUUCUCAACCAUCGAGUAGUAAUAAUAUUAAUUUAGGCGAGGAUUUAAGUCUGUUCGAAGUAAGUCCAACUAUUUAUUGUGCAAGAAGUGAACCUGAACCUAAACGUCCAAUGCAGUCCCAGUUAACCACAUUAAAUACCGAUCUUGCACUGGAUAUAAAUGAGGUUAUUAAUAAAGCUCCUGGCCACCCGGAGCUGAGUUACAAGCAAGCUCAUUUUGAUUUGAGAAAAUGGGCUGUUUGCAAUAAAAUUCCACAUUGUGUUCUAAAUGGUUUGCUAAAAGGCGUGCUCUGCAAAAAUUUUCCCCAGGCUAGGUUUCCGUCAGAUGCUAGAACUUUAUUAGAGACUUCUAAAAAGCUAUUCAAUAUAAAUUUAUCCCAAAAUUAUUGUUAUUUUGGUAUCGAAAAAUCAAUAAACUAUUUAUUUCGAGCUUAUAAUGUUGAAAUUGCGGAGGGGGAUGCAAUUGAACUUGGUAUAAAUGUUGAUGGUUUGCCUUUAACGAAAAGUACAGACAGUUCUUUUUGGCCAGUUUUAGGUUCCAUUAAGUCAUUGAAAAUAUUAAAAAAUAUUGUGUUUCUUAUCGCUUUGUAUUAUGGAAAAGCUAAACCUAAACAUCCAGAUAUACUUAUGUCUGAUUUUGUCAAAGAGUGUCAGCGACUUAAUGGCAAAAUUACAAUACAAAACAUUGAAAUAGAUUUCACGAUAUCAAUGAUUAUCUGUGACAUGCCUGCAAAAUCAUUCUUAUUGCAAAUAAAAGGCCCCACAGGAUAUUUUUCAUGUACCCAUUGCCUAAUUGAAGGAGAAGCCGAAAGAUAUGUUUGUUUUCCCCAGGUCGAUUGUCCGAAAAGGACAGAUGGGUCAUUUCGGCAAAAAAUAAAUAAAGAGCAUCAUAUCGGAACAUCAUUAGUUGAAAAUAUUCCAAAUUUUAAUUUAAUUGUAAAUGUGCCACUCGAUUACAUGCAUCUAGUAUGUUUAGGUGUAGUAAAGAGGCUCUUAACUCAUAAAAAGUAUGGCUUUGUGUUCGGAAAACCACCCUAUAAGUUACGUGCUUCUAGUGUCAUUAGAAUAAAUGAAAGACUUAAAAAAAUGCGUCGUUUUAUACCUAUUGAAUUUGGUAGAAAAACCAGACCUAUAACUGAAAGUAGAAGAUACAAGGCAAGUGAGUUAAGAACCUUUUUAAUUUAUACAGGACCAGUUGUUUUAAAAAAUGUUUUGCAAAAAAAAAAUUAUAAUAAUUUUGUAGUACUCUCGGUUGCAAUUUCAAUUUUACUUAGUGAGCAUGCUUUUGAUGUAUCCUGGCUUAAAUAUGCUGAAGAACUAAUUACUUGUUUUAUUGAUAAAUCAAAAUCUAUUUAUGAUAUUGGUUUUUUUUCUUUAAACGUUCAUUCUUUGUCUCACUUGGUAGAUUGUUGUAAAAAAUUUGGUCCGCUGGACAGUUUUAGUGCAUUCCCCUAUGAAAAUUAUAUGCAAAAACUACUAAGAUAUGUCAGAAAAGCUCAUCAACCUUUACAACAAGUUAUUCGUAGGGUUUCUGAAGAGAAUAAUUUAUUAAAUAGUCUUACAAUAAACACCAAAAAAUGUGUAAAGCCCAGUAGUUUAAAUUGUGUUCAGGUUCACUCAGAAGGACCUUUAGCACCCGGUUGCAAAGGUCCACAAUAUAAAAAAAUGGUUUGUGACUCUUUCACCAUUUCAUGUAAUACAUUUGGUAAUAGGUUCGUUAUGCUUAAGGAUGGAAGCAUUUUUGAGGUAAAAAACAUAUGUUAUGAUAAUAGUAAUAAGCUCAGUAUUGUAGGACAACCUUAUAAAAAAGUUGGUGAUUUGUUUAAUAAGCCAUGUCAUUCUUCUUUAUUAAAUAUUUGGGUAAUUAAAAAACAGGAAUCCCCUUUAUUAAUGUUUGUUUCUGCGUCAGAUAUUAAUUCAAAAUUGUUAAUUUUACCAUUUAAUGAAGUAGAUGACAACUUUGUAACAUUCCCUAUAAUUCAUUGUAUUAAAGCCUAAUAUACAUAUACAGGGUGUUCACAGUUUAAUUGCUCCCCCAUUAACUUCUUGUUUUUAUUUGUACAGGGUAUUUCAGGAGGUCUGAGCAUGAUUCCUUUUUAUUUCAAAUACGUACUCCAUUUUUUAUUAAAUGUUUGGAUUCUCCUAAGAAUUCUAUACUUUUUUUAUACAUUUUUUUAUUUAUUUAUUAAGGUUUAAAUUUUUUCCACUUUUUUACAUAUAUCUAUUUAGGCUUUAGGCAUAGGGUGUGUUAUAUAUAAAACGUACAGAAUUGUAAGGAGAAUCCAAAAAUCUAAUAAACAAAUGGGGUAGGUAUUUGAAAAAGAAAGUUGAAGCAAUCCCAGACUUUCUGAAACACCCAUUUUCGUAUGUUUUACGGGGUGUCUUGCUUAUGAGUUGAAAUAGAGAUGCGGUUUUCGCGACACCGUGCUAUUUUUUUGUAAAACCAAAGUUAGCGCAAACAAAAUUUUCAUAGCCUCCUUCGUUUUUAAGAUACAGGGCAAAAUUAAAAAGUGAAUGGGUGGGUCCAUUUAACUGUAAACAUGUACCCUGUACCUGUACCUACUUGUAUAGACAAAAUUUUAUCCAUCUGUAGUUACGUCAUUUUUGCUUAUCUUUGUUUAAUACAUUUCAAACAGGGGUGACAACAAACUUUAAAUAAAAAUGGGUGUCCAGUUCUUAUGUGAAGUAUCAGUCACUAUCACACACUAUCAAUCAGAAACAUUGAUUUUUUAAAAUUUAAGCCAAACGUUUUUUCUCAUCUGAAUGACUUCAUUACAGAUGGGUAAAAUUUUAAGAUUUUUUCUAAUCACGUAUACCUAAAUGCUGAAUGUUUAUUUUUAUUUUGACAAAAAUAAAACAACAGGAAUAUUAAGGUACUCCUGAUGUGUCUUUUUUUGAUACCGCCUUUAUUGGCAUCGGUUUAAUUUAACUUUAAAAGUAGGUACUGUACAUUAUACCCUCAACCUUACCGUCCAAUCAUACUCGUACUGUACUGUAUUACAUAGGUAGUCUAGCUAUAUAUCUAGGAGAUCAUGACAAAUAAGUUUGUUUUAAAUGGUAUUUGUUGUCCGCAAA
This is a messenger RNA of Sitophilus oryzae (rice weevil), 3310 nucleotides long. RefSeq lists its product as uncharacterized. Lineage: Eukaryota; Metazoa; Arthropoda; Insecta; Coleoptera; Curculionidae. The coding region runs from base 101 to 2233 and encodes 710 amino acids. The record is from RefSeq and is a predicted model, not a curated record. The transcript is spliced from 2 exons.